Molecule: messenger RNA, 2248 nt
Organism: Alnus glutinosa
Lineage: Eukaryota; Viridiplantae; Streptophyta; Magnoliopsida; Fagales; Betulaceae
Product: protein DETOXIFICATION 45, chloroplastic
Exons: 16
Coding region: 356-2113 (585 amino acids)
Biological process (GO): transmembrane transport
Cellular component (GO): membrane; chloroplast
Molecular function (GO): xenobiotic transmembrane transporter activity; antiporter activity
Source: RefSeq, a predicted model, not a curated record
AAAAAUGGAACUGCAUUCAUGUAUAAACCGCUCUCGCCAACAUUCUUCAUAGUUAGUGGAGGCGGAGUGUCAGUGUUUUGAACAACUUGCGAACCUUACGAGGGCGAUUCCCUUUCCUCGUUUCCCUCUGCGACUAAAGCCCUAAUUUUCGAAGGAAAGGAAAGGGAACCAAACAGAGGGCUCUGCCAACCUUUUUCGUGUUCUAGCGCCGUACUUUGCUUUCCCGCGGGACCCUUACGCUCUAAACAACGUGAAGUUGACGCAUUUCCGGCUCCCUACGCUGUGUUCUCGUUAUAAUUCGCCGUAAUUGAGGCGCUUAUUCUGAUUUUGUAAGAAAUAACAAGAAUUGAUAACGAUGUCAGCCACCCGAUUGAGUAAGGGUGUUAUUACGAAACCAACGAGGCCAUUAUCUUCAUCGCGAUGUGGCAAUGUUCGUAAUUCCUCUGUGCCAAUUGAUAGGAAGGGGAUAGGCAAUGCAGACAUAGUGGGGAAAUGCCAUUUGUCUUCAAGGCGUAGAACACUAUUGUCACCGCUGUUGACCCGUCGGAGAAAACCCAGGUUUAAUGUGUGCAGUAGCCAGUUGAGUUCAGAUUGUGAUGUGGGUGCCUCUGAUGUGGAAGAAAGAUUGGCUGUAGGGGAAGAAGAGGUCUUGUGCAGUUCAGGGGAGGACACUACUCCUGAAUUGACAGGAACUCCUGUCCGUCAAUCACAGUCUCAAGAUGUCAAGCGUGAACUUUUAAUGCUUUCUUUGCCUGCCAUUGCUGGACAGGCUCUUGAACCCUUAGCACAGCUGAUGGAGACUGCUUAUAUCGGUAGAUUAGGUCCUGUGGAGUUGGGUUCAGCUGGUGUUUCCACAAAUAUUUUUAACUACGUAUCAAAGCUAUUUAAUAUUCCUCUCCUUAGUGUUGCUACUUCUUUUGUUGCUGAAGACAUUUCAAAAAAUGCACGCGAAGAUUCCACUUCAGAAGGGGGUUGUCUAAAAGGCAGUACUAAUGGUAAACCAUUUAGUGGAGUACCUGAAAGAAAGCAACUAGCUUCAGUGUCUACAGCUUUACUUUUAGCAGUUGGGAUUGGUAUUAUUGAGGCUUUAGCCUUGUAUUUGGGAUCUGGAAAGUUUCUAGAUUUGAUGGGUAUAUCAUCAGCUUCGCCCAUGCGCAUUCCAGCACAACGAUUUCUUUCACUUAGAGCACUUGGUGCUCCUGCAGUUGUGGUGUCUUUGGCUCUUCAGGGUGUUUUCCGUGGUUUUAAGGAUACAAAAACUCCCGUUUUUUGUCUAGGCAUUGGUAAUCUAUUAGCUGUAUUUUUGUUUCCCACUCUUAUGUAUUAUUUUCAAUUGGGUGCAACUGGAGCAGCCAUAUCCACUGUUGUGUCUCAAUACAUUGUUACCUCCUUACUGAUCUGGCAAUUAAACAAGAGAGCUAUAUUAUUGCCUCCAAAGAUGGGAUCACUUCAGUUUGGUGGAUAUUUAAAAUCGGGUGGCUUUCUUCUUGGAAGAACUCUUGCUGUCCUUACAACCAUGACAUUGGGGACAUCGAUGGCUGCUCGUCAAGGUCCGGUAGCUAUGGCUGCACAUCAGAUAUGUAUUCAAGUAUGGUUAGCCGUAUCCCUCCUUACAGAUGCACUUGCUGCAUCUGGUCAGGCCCUGAUUGCGAGUUCUUUAUCUAAAGGUGACUACGGGGCUGUAAAGGACAUUACACACCUUGUAUUAAAGAUAGGAUUGGUCACUGGAAUUUCCUUGUCUGCAAUUCUGGGUGUAUCUUUUGGUUCUUUGGCUACCGUGUUCACCAAGGAUGCUGAAGUUUUAGAAAUUGUUAGAACUGGGGUAUUGUUUGUUAGUGCUAGUCAACCUUUAAAUGCACUGGCGUAUAUUUUUGAUGGUCUCCAUUAUGGUAUUUCAGACUUCCCAUAUGCAGCUUGGUCGAUGAUGACAGUGGGGGCAAUAUGUUCAGUAUUUUUGCUCUAUGCUCCUUCAAUUAUUGGUCUUCCUGGGGUUUGGUUGGGGUUGACACUCUUUAUGGGCCUACGAACAAUGGCAGGAUUUGCGAGAUUACUAUCAAAAAGGGGUCCAUGGUGGUUCCUGCACAGGGACUUCCAGAGAAUCGAGAGUGGGUGAGUAAGUCUUCCUAGUUCAGAAGAUAUGGAUUCAUUUGAAUAUGUCUUCAAAUACGGUUUAAUUCUCCCCAUCAAACUAUGGCAAAAGGUUAUUUGUAGUUCAUACUUGUUUUUAUAUUUAUUUCCCCCUUCCUCA